Messenger RNA from Manis pentadactyla (Chinese pangolin), 2462 nucleotides. RefSeq names its product C-C motif chemokine ligand 25 (gene CCL25). The transcript is spliced from 5 exons. Gene Ontology annotation, biological process: inflammatory response; positive regulation of GTPase activity; neutrophil chemotaxis. NCBI's taxonomy places the organism in Eukaryota, Metazoa, Chordata, Mammalia, Pholidota, Manidae. The record is from RefSeq and is a predicted model, not a curated record. Bases 1207 to 1944 code for a protein of 245 amino acids. Gene Ontology annotation, cellular component: extracellular region. Gene Ontology annotation, molecular function: CCR chemokine receptor binding; chemokine activity.
GCGGGCAGAUGGGCGCCGGGAGCCUCGGCCGGGUCAGGCAAGGGCGGCGGCCUGCCACGCCGCGUCCCCACGCCCGCAGCCACGCGGAACCGCGUCCCAGAGCGAAAGACCGAGGGACUGGGCGGCCACGGCCGCAGGACCCCCGGGCUCCGAACCUCUGGGUGGGCGGGGCUAGGAGCGGGAGCCCCGCCCUUGGCGCUAAGCCCCGCCCAGCUCGGCCCAGGGUUGGGGGGGCAGGGGUCCGCGUCCGGGGCUCCCAGCGAGCGGCAGAGGGGAUAGGGGCGUCGGGCGGGACGAGUACUUGGAGGGGUCUCCACUGAGGACGCGGGCGAUGAAGUUGCACGUUACACGCGGUCUCCUGGGUCAACCAACCCAGCCCACCUCGGCGCCGAGGUCUGAGUGGGCCUCGCCGACCAGGGAAAGAAAACAUGUAGAUGGGCUUUUGUUUUGCUUCCUGCCGGCGUGGUCACCUGGGGCUCCCUGCAUUUAUCCCAACACCGGAGCGCGUCGUGUUGUGGCGGUCAUUAGUAACAGUUUCACUGAGAUGAUUCUCCAGAUAAUACGGGAGAAAAUUCACACCGCUCGGCUACACCCACUGAAAGUGUGUCAUCCCGCGACCUUCACCGCUAUCUGGUUUCAGAGCCGAAAGAAACCAACCCUUCAGCGGCCACUCCCACCUUCCCCGCCGCCCAGCCCCAGGCAGUUGGCCUUCUGUUUCUAUGGGUUUGCACGUUUGCUAAACCAAAGCAUUACCGUAAAAGUCAUCCCACUGUGGGGAAGGAGAGGAAAAUGAGGUGAAGCCAGGGCCCCCCAGGAAGAGGUGGCCUGGGAGCGGGAGCAGCCAGGAAGGCCCUUCUCCCAGCUCCGUGCAGCCUGCCUGGGGGAAGCCAGUGCCCCCAGGUGCGCAGCGGGAGAGGGAACCGAGCAGCAGGAGAAAGGGCCAUUCCGAACUCAGGGGUGCUGCUGAGAGGACUGGGUGUUGGGGGAAGGUGAGGGGGUCGCAGGGCAGCCAGCCUGGUUGAGGUCAAGGCUGGAACUGUCCCCGUGUGUUCGUCCACCUCGUCUCGCAUCGCCAAGGCCGUCGCCCCUCAUCCUGGUACUUAUUGAGGGAGUCAGGGUUUCCCACCUGGUUCUUUUAUUUGGACCUUCCUGUCCCCCAGUGGCUCACAGCUCCCUCCAGGUGCCCAAGAAGGACCAGCCUGCACUAUGAAUAUGAACCUAUGGCUCCUGACCUACCUGAUGGCUGUCUUCAUGGGUGCCUGGGUCCCCACUGUCUGCUCGCAAGGUGUCUUUGAGGACUGCUGUCUGGCCUACCACCAGCACACUGGGCGGGCCAUGCUCCGGCGUGCCCGGGGUUACCUGCUCCAGGAGAUUCGUCUUGCACCACACAGACAGGAUGGUGUGUGGGAACCCGCGGGCCAGGUGGGUGCGGAAUGGGGUAAAACUCCUGGAUGCUCGGAACAGGAAUCUCCAAAAGCUCCAAGGUGCCCAGAGAGCCUCCCAAGGACCUUGAGUGCACGUCCAGGGUCAGCUAGCACAGGAAGGGCUGGACCUCUCUCCGCCACAGCCAUCGCCCCGCGGCCCCGGCUGCCCGUGUGUCCGUCAGGCCAGAUCUCCAUCAUGGUGCCUGAACCCGAGCUGGCUCACUCCCCAUCAUCUCGGCCACCUCCUGCUUCUCAGGCAGCCGGAAGGAGGGAGCUGACCUUAUUUCAAGCCCUGUGCCUGCUUUGGGAACCAGAGUCAGCCUGCGCAGUGGGCCUUAUAGAUGGUCACUGGGAUAUGUCACCCUCUGCGGCUCUUGCCACCCACCCAGGGCCAUGCCUGCCCAUGUCCCCCUGGCUCCUUGCAAAGCUCCCGUCUGUCCACACACGGCCUUCUCCACAAAUUUUAAAUAAACCUUGGGUGGGAGGUCACUCCUGUCUGUCAUGUUUCACUAUGGGAUGAGGGGUGCUGCCCUGGUCUGCACUGACUCCCACGUGAUUGCCCCCCGCCCCACAGCAGACGGCUCCUGGGGGGGGUGCCACGCACCAGGUGAGUCCUGCCGGUGACCCUGAGCAAACCGCGUUCUUAAGAGCAUCUGGAACCAGGCAGGAAUGGCGUGGCGGGUGGCAGCCGGGACUCUGGCAUGGCUGCCCGACUUUGAACCCGGCUCUCCUACCUGUCACCUGGAGUCACCUUGGCCAAACCAUUUAACCUCUGGGUCUCAGCUUUCCAGUAGAGAACAACAGCCUCUACUCCAUGGGGCUGCAGCGACGACGGGAUGGGUCAAUGAUUGUAAAAUGGUCAGCACGGUGCCCGGUACGUAGCACACGGUGAGGAGACAAGCCACUGUCGUCACUACGGGCGAACCCAGGAGGCUUGCAGGGGCUGCCACUCGCACCCAUCUUUGUGCCAAAUACACAGGUGUGAAGCUGGCAGAGCCAACUGGCAUCCUGGGACUGUGUCCCCUACCCAGUCUUCAC